This is a messenger RNA of Folsomia candida, 4867 nucleotides long. Its product is annotated as multidrug resistance-associated protein 1. Gene Ontology annotation, cellular component: membrane. The record is from RefSeq and is a predicted model, not a curated record. The transcript is spliced from 15 exons. NCBI's taxonomy places the organism in Eukaryota, Metazoa, Arthropoda, Collembola, Entomobryomorpha, Isotomidae. Gene Ontology annotation, biological process: transmembrane transport. Gene Ontology annotation, molecular function: ATP binding; ABC-type transporter activity; ATP hydrolysis activity. Bases 200 to 4663 code for a protein of 1487 amino acids.
AUACAUAUAAAAUCGGGUCACGAGUCGCUUUUCCAACACUUAAGGUUAAUAAGCAUCAUCUGACAAGAUAAAUUCAAUUUAAUAAAUGUUAAAACCUUAACCGAAAAUAUUGUACUAAUUAAUCAGCUCUCAACGUGUAAAGAAGUCAAAGUAAUUAUCAAUUUGACGAAAUUGAGUAAUAAAACUGUUUUAUAAUAAAAUGGAUGAGUUUUGCGGGUCACUUUUUUGGGAUCGGAAGGUCACCUGGGACACGACCGACCCAUAUUUCACACCUUGCUUCGAAAACACCGUUCUCACCUGGCUCCCUGCAGCCUUCCUCGUUUCAUUUGCCUUCUUCGAUAUAAACUUCUCCUUAAAUUCCAGGAAAAGGGAGGGCCUGCCCUGGAACCCGAUUAACAUUGGGAGAUCCUUAUUAAGCAUAGGUCUCCUCGUGGUGGGGGUGGUUCACUUAAUUUUACUACAAAAAUAUGAGGAAACGAGUAAAGUUGAAAAUGUGGCUGUGAUUGUGAGAUUAGUUUCUUAUAUUUUAGCAUUAUUUCUCUUAAUUCUUGGCAAAUUGAAAGGGAUCCGGGCAUCCGGGACUCAGUUUUUAUUUUGGUUGUUAGUAACACUUACUGAGGGGAUUUUAUUUAGAACGGCAGUAAGGAAAUAUGACGAUACGGUGGAAGAGUCAAUGCAACGUCACAUAUACCUCGUGCGGUUUGUUAUCUUCCCAUUGUGUGCCGGGCAGCUGAUCUUCCACUGCUUUUCCGACAGAGAUAAGGCCACUUGUGGAGUGGGGAAAAAGAGUCCCAUGCCGUUUGAAACGCCAUGCCCUGAAAAAGAAUCCUCUUUCAUUUCCAAAAUAACUUAUUCUUGGUUCGAUUCGAUCGCCUGGACGGGGUACAAAAGACCUUUGAACUUUGAAGAUUUGUGGGAUUUGAACAAAGAUGACAGAGCGGAUGAGCAAGUUCCAAUUUUUAUGAAGUAUUGGGAUGCUGCGGUUGAAACAGCAAAGGCAAACAUCACCAAAACCGGAAAAGCCAUACAAGUUUCAAUUGUUUCCAUCUUGUUCAAAUGUUACUGGAAAACGUUAUGCGUGGCGGGACUCAUGAAACUCUUACAAGAUUUGUUACCCUUCAUCUCACCCGAAUUAAUGAAAUUCCUCGUCGCCCACGUGGCCCCCCAAAGCACCGAAGAAUCCUGGAAAGGCUACCUCUACUCCGGCCUUCUCAUCUUGUGCUCCAUCCUGCAAACGAUUUUCGGCGUGCAACACAUGAAACGCAUGAUGCUUCUGGGCAUGCGCAUCCGUACCGUGCUAUCGUCCGCCAUCUACCGGAAAUCCCUAAUCAUAACUUCCGCCUCUAAGAGGGAUACCACCGCUGGGGAAAUUGUCAACUUAAUGAGUGUCGAUACUCAGCGACUUUUAGACUUAACGGGCUUCUUCUUCAUGGCGCUGACAGCCCCAAUUCAAAUUGGGUUGUCAAUCUACUUCCUCUACAACACGCUGGGUGUUUCAGUCUUCGCCGGUUUGGCGGUAAUGAUCCUGCUAAUCCCGUACACGGGAUUUACGCAAUCCCGCGUGAGAAACUUGCAAAUGAAACAAAUGCUCAUUAAGGAUCAAAGGGUUAAACUAAUCAACGAAAUUUUGGCGGGUAUGAAAGUUCUAAAACUGUACGGGUGGGAACAAUCUUAUGCGGAUCAAAUAACAAAGUUGCGGGAUCGCGAGAUGAUGUUAUUGAGGCGCGCGGCGCUGUACGGAACGAGUACGAUGUUUUCCUUUACGUGCGCCCCGUUUCUAGUUUCACUGUCAACCUUCGCGGUUUACGUGCUGACGGAUGAAACGCAUAAUUUGAAUGCGGAGAAAACGUUUGUUUCGUUAAGUUUGUUUAAUAUUUUGCGGAUGCCGAUGACCAUGUUGCCGGCGGUGAUUGCAAUCAUGAUUCAAGCGAUGGUUAGUGUGGAGAGGAUUAAUAGGUUCUUGAAUGCGGAGGAACUUGAGAAGAAUUUAGUGACUAAGGAGAAGAAUGAAGCUGAACCAGUUGUGAUUAAAGAUGCCUCAUUUUCAUGGACCGAUGAAAGUGUGACUUUGGCCGAUAUCAAUUUUAGCGUUAAGAAAGGGUCGUUGACGGCUGUCGUUGGAACUGUGGGCUCGGGAAAAACGUCUUUGCUCUCAGCCCUUCUCGGAGAUUUAAAGAAACAUAAGGGCUCAGUAAAUAUUGACGGUUCAGUUUCCUACGUAGCACAAACGGCUUGGAUUCAAAACGCAAGUUUAAGAGAAAACGUCCUUUUCAAAGAUGGUUUCCAAGAAGGAAAAUAUAAAAGUGUGAUUGACGCCUGUGCCCUGGGUCCUGAUCUAGAAUUAUUGGAGAAUGGAGACCAAACCGAGAUUGGGGAGAAGGGAAUUAAUUUAAGCGGUGGCCAAAAACAACGUGUUUCCUUAGCCCGGGCAGCCUAUAAAGAGAGCGACAUCUAUCUCUGGGAUGAUCCACUUUCUGCGGUCGAUGCGCACGUGGGAAAACACAUCUUCGACAAACUCAUCGGACCGCAAGGUCUCCUUAGCUCGAAAACUCGAAUCCUUGUAACUCACGGGGUCUCCUUCCUUCCAAAAGUUGACAAAAUCGUCGUCCUAAAAGACGGUAGGGUCAGCGAAUCUGGAACAUUUCAACAACUUCUAAAAAACCGCGGAAGUUUCGCCGAAUUUUUAGCGCAACACUUGGACAUCGGGGAAGGGGAAGAAAUUGACGAAAGUUUUGUCGAAGAAAUCGGAGAAAUCGUUGGCAUGGAGACAUUACGUCGAAACAGUUCAAAGGUUGAUGCCCUAAAAAGAAGGUCGACCCAGGAAAGUAUUAGAAAUAGAAAGAAAGGAAAUUUAGUAAAAUUGGAGGAUGAAAAACCAAAAUUGAUUCAGGCUGAAACCACAGCAGAGGGAAAUAUUCAGGGCGGGAUAAUUUUUGAAUAUUUCAAACAAGGCGGGUUCUUAAUCUUCAUGGUGGGGAUUAUGUUCUCCAUAACGUCCAAUGCAGCUUCAACAUAUGCAAAUAUCUGGUUAUCGCAAUGGUCGAAGCAAGCCACGAUCGAUGAAAUGGAGCGAAAUGGAACGAACGAUAGAGAAACGACGGACAAAUAUUUAGGAGUUUAUGGCGGCCUAGGAGCCGCGCAGGCGGUUACGGUUCUCUUUGGGGCGGCAAGUAUCGCCAUGGCAACGUUGAAUGCGGCGGAGAAACUGCAUUUUGGCAUGCUGAGAAAGGUUGUACGAGCACCGAUGUGGUUCUUUGAUACCACGCCGUUGGGCCGAUUGAUAAAUAAGUUUAGUAAGGAUAUGGACACGGUGGAUAUCGUGUUACCCCAGAACUUGAGAGGGGGAAGUACGAUUUUGUUUAAUACGUUGAGUGCCAUUGUCAGUAUUGCGUACAGCACGCCGUUGUUUCUGACGUUUAUUGCGCCGGUGGCAGUCUUCUAUUUUUUCCUGCAGAGAUUUUACGUUGCCACAUCUCGCCAACUCAAACGAAUGGAAUCCGUCUCAAGAUCUCCAAUUUAUUCCAAAUUUGGCGAAACAAUUUCUGGUUCCACGACAAUAAGGGCGUUCGGGCUGCAAGACGAUUUUAUAAUUGAGAGCGAUAAAAAGAUUGAUGAUAACCAGCAAGCCUAUUAUCCCUUCAUUGCUUCCAAUUUAUGGAUAGCUACACGACUCGAAGCCAUCGGAAGUCUAAUCAUAUUUGCCGCCGCAAUGUUUGCCGUUGCUUCAAGAGAGUCCAUAGAUCCAGAGAUUGUCGGCCUUUCGAUAAGCUCCGCCCUUCAAAUCACAGCGCUGCUAAACUUUUUGGUGAGAACGGCUUCCGACUUAGAAACAAAUAUUGUUGCCGUGGAAAGGAUUUCGGAGUUGAAUUCGACACCACAAGAGGCCCCGUGGGAAACUGGGCUAAAACCUGCGAAAGAAUGGCCAAGUGAGGGGAAGGUGGAAUUUUCAAGGUAUGAAACGCGGUACAGGGAAGGCCUCGACUUAGUUCUUAGAGGGAUCAGUUGCACCUUUAAACCUGGGGAACGAAUUGGGAUUGUUGGGCGCACAGGCGCGGGAAAAUCAUCUCUAACACUUGCCCUCUUUCGGUUGAUCGAACCAACUUCCGGAAAAAUUUUGAUUGACGGUCAAGACAUUGCCGAAAUCGGGUUGCACGAUCUCCGCAAAAAAAUAACGAUAAUCCCCCAAGAUCCUGUCUUAUUUUCAGGUAUUCUGCGCACAAAUUUGGAUCCGUUCUCGGCGCAUACGGACCAGGAGAUUUGGGACUGUUUGGAGUCUGCGCAUUUGAAAAGUUACGUCUCCACUUUGCCCCAAGGGUUGGAGUAUGAGGUGGCGGAAGAAGGCCAGAAUUUUAGUAUGGGUCAGAGACAACUGGUUUGUUUGGCUAGGGCACUUUUGAGGAAAACUAAAAUCCUGGUGUUGGACGAAGCAACGGCCGCCGUGGAUUUAGAGACGGAUGACUUAAUACAGAAAACGAUAAGAGAGGAAUUUGCAGAAUCGACUGUGAUAACGAUAGCUCACAGAUUAAAUACUAUAAUGGAUUCGACAAGAAUUGUCGUGUUGGAUAAAGGUCAAAUUGUUGAGUUUGACACUCCCGUGAAUUUGAUGAGCGAUAAAACCACAAUCUUCUACAGUAUGGCUAAAGAUGCAGGACUAACGCAAUAAGAAAAUUAUUUAACAGUUAGUUGUAAAAUAGAUUAUUUUAGCGUUUUAUGUGCAAACUUAGUUGUGAUAAAUAGUCGAACAAAAUAUUUAUAUAAAUUUCUCGAUUACGUACAAAUUUCCUGAAGCGUACCGGCAAAUAAUAUAAUUUUCCGAAUUGUACCACACUUUUUAAUAUAUAUUAAACAAAUUUCAAAUAUUGCAAUA